CGGCUGCCCCGGGCUAGGUGUCAGCCUGUCCCGCAGUGAUCCACCGGACACUCUGCAGAAUGAGUAUGAGUUUCGAAUCCACGCAGACCUCGUCCUACAGAAGGAGAUUUGGGGCUCUGAGCGCCGCUCCUGCGAGCAGAUACAGCUUCACCAAGAGGCCUGUUUUGCCAGUCUCCUCCAGAAGCUCUGUAGUUCGGAUGAAACAUAUUAACUACCCAACGAAAGUCACAGGGAUGUACCAGGAGAAGGUCAACUUCACCCUGUCAGAUGCCCUCAACGCAGAGUUCAAGGAAACUCGAACCAAUGAGAAGUUUGAAAUGAUGGAGCUAAACGAUCGUUUUGCCAGUUACAUUGAGAAGGUGCGCUUCCUGGAGAACCAGAAUAAGGUCCUGGCCACCGAGCUCAACCAGAUCAAGGGGAAGGAGCCCAGCCGGCUGGGGGAGAUGUACCUGGACGAGAUCCGGGAACUGCGGCAGCAGAUGGACCAGCUGAACAGUGCCAAGGCUCGCCUGGAGAUCGAGAGGGACAACCUGCUGGAGGACCACCACAACCUGAAACAAAGGUUACAGGACGAGAUCAAUCUGCGUACAGAAACCGAGAACAACUUGGCCACGUACAGACAGGAUAUUGAUGAUGCUGCUUUGGUUCGGGUUGAUCUGGAGCGGAAAAUCGAUUCCUUGCAGGACGAGAUUGACUUCCUGAAGAAAAUCCAUGAUGAGGAAAUUCAGGAGCUGCAGGAACAGCUGCAGGUGCAGCAGGUCCACGUUGAGGUGGAUGUCUCCAAGCCUGACCUCACCACUGCCCUCAAGGACAUUCGCACUCAGUAUGAAUCCGUUGCCAGCAAGAACAUGCAGGAAGCUGAAGAGUGGUACAAGGCCAAGUUCUCCGAUCUGAACGAUGCUGCUACUCGCCAGUCUGAAGCACUGCGUCAGGCCAAGCAGGAGAUGAACGAUUAUCGCAGGCAGAUCCAGUCCCUGACGUGUGACCUGGAGGGUCUGAGGGGCACGAACGAGUCAUUAGAACGCCAGUUGCGUGAGAUGGAGGAGCGCUUCAAUUACGAGACAAAUAAUUACCAGGACACCGUUAGCCACAUGGAGGCUGACAUCCAGAACCUGAAGGAGGAGAUGGCACGUCACCUGCAGGCGUAUCAGGACCUGCUCAACGUCAAGCUGGCCCUGGACGUCGAGAUCGCCACCUACAGGAAGCUGCUGGAGGGCGAGGAGAGCCGAAUUUCAAUGCCAAUCCAGAGUUUCUCCACUCUCCACAUACGAGAGACAAGCCUGGAAUCUAAAGGUUCCACUGACGUUCAAGCAAGAAGGAAUAUUCUGAUAAAAACGGUGGAGACCCGCGAUGGGCAGAUAAUUAAUGAGUCCAGUGCAGAACACAAGGAAGUGGCGUAACUGAGUGUUCCAGCUCAGUGGAACAGAUUAGUGUGGAAACCCCACUGUAGUUCGCUCGCAGAUCUAGAGUAGCCCUUUGUAGCCGCCAUUGGAGUAGGAUGGGAGAAAAAGGAAGUGGAAUCCUGGGGUUGUGUGACACAUCGGCACAUACAGUAUGUGUGCACAAGCAGGGGGUUUGUACCUCUGGUUCCUGUGUACACAGGCAGGGGCUUCAUCCCCCUGGUCCCCGUGUACACAGGUAGGGGCAGCUUCCCUCCUGCACCCAUAUCUGCGGUCAGGGGCUGUGUCCCAUUGAUACUGCUGGGAAUCCUCAGCAUGUUGGUUUGUGUUUGUGGAGAGUUUAGGUUUUUGUGGAGAGCCAUGACCUUCAUGGCCUUGGUGAACAUCACUGACCUGAAACCCCAACUUUCUCCAACACAGUGUCCUGACCUGCUGUGCACUUACAGCACGUUUUGUUUUAAUAUUGGAUUUCCAGUUUCUGCAGUGUUUUUACUUCAUUAAUGUCCUUCCUAUACUCCCUACAAGGGCAAUGUCCUUGCUACAAUCUUCAGAUGGAGCCUGAGGCAAAAUCCUGUACAUGGGGAAUAAGGCAACCAAUGUGCUGCAUCCCUGUACACACAGCGAGACAUCCCAUCGCUGCCAUUGUAGACACUACAGUCUGCCUCCAAACCCCAGAUGCCAGAUUACUACUUUUCACUGGUGGGAUUAAAGCAGCCAGAAUCCCACAGCAUCCAGUGCCGCUGACACACCGUCAUCUCCAGGUACAGAAGAAGGAACAGAAGAGUGCUGAUGCAAAAAAAAGCAAAUGCUGUUCAGAUUAAUUGAUCUCUGAAUGUGGCAGCACCUGUUUUAACUAUAACAGUGGAAGAAUUCUUGAACUUUUUUGUGUCUCCAAACAUUCUAACAACUUCUGGUAUUAACUCCUUGUUACUGUUCUUUAUGUACAUCAUCUCUGCCUAAAAGUCUGAUUGCUUUUCUAAUGCAAAUGUAACAAUAAAAUGAGGUGAGAUCA
This is a messenger RNA of Pristis pectinata (smalltooth sawfish), 2412 nucleotides long. RefSeq names its product glial fibrillary acidic protein (gene gfap). Gene Ontology annotation, cellular component: intermediate filament; cell projection; cytoplasm. Gene Ontology annotation, molecular function: structural constituent of cytoskeleton. NCBI's taxonomy places the organism in Eukaryota, Metazoa, Chordata, Chondrichthyes, Rhinopristiformes, Pristidae. The transcript is spliced from 10 exons. Gene Ontology annotation, biological process: regulation of chaperone-mediated autophagy; intermediate filament organization. The record is from RefSeq and is a predicted model, not a curated record. The coding region runs from base 60 to 1400 and encodes 446 amino acids.